AUGGAGGCAGGCACGGCACAGGUGGGGCGCAGGUUGGGCGCAAGUAGGGGCGCAGGUAGGACGCAGAGAGCGCUGCAGGCGGACCAGUACGAGGCAGCGCAGGAGCUAAGGGAGAAGAUCGCGGAGAUCGACAGAGAGGACAGUUUCUCCCUUUCCUCCCCUUCCCCCUCCCCCUGCCCUUCCCCCCUCCGCCUUCCCCCAAUCCCUCUAUCCGCGCAGAGAGCGCUGCAGGCGGACCAAUACGAAGCAGCGCAGGAGCUAAGGGAGAAGAUCGCGGAGAUCGACAGAGAGACAGUUUCUCCCUUUCCUCCCCUUCCCCCCUCCCCCUGCCCUUCCCCCCUCCGCCUUCCCCCAAUCCCUCUAUCCGCGCAGAGAGCGCUGCAGGCGGACCAAUACGAAGCAGCGCAGGAGCUACGAGAGAAGAUCGCGGAGAUCGACAGAGAGACGGCGCGGCAACGAGACGCCAAAGCCGCCAUCUCCUUCGCCUCCGCUGCGCCUCCUUCCCCUAUCCCCUGCGCUAACCACGCCGCCGCCCCAACCGCCGCCCCUUCCGCCGCCCCUUCCGCCGUCCCCUCCGCUGCCCUUUCCGCCGCCCCUGCCUCAUUCUACGCCAUUACCUUUCCCCACCCUUAUUUUUCUGCCUGCCCGCUGUGCAGAGAGGAGCUACAGCAGGCAGCAUACGGGGGAAAAACAGGGGAAGGGGAAGGGGAAGUAAAGGCCGUGAGGUGUCGCUUUCAGUUGGGGCAGCGCGUGCAACACUGCAGGCACGCCUAUGAUGCAGUGGUGGUGGGUGUGGAUCCCGUGUGCUGUGAGUCAGCAGAGUGGAUGGCAGCUGCUGACGUGGCAGGCCUUCCCAGAGGGCCGUGUCAGCCGUUUUACCAGGUUCUCUUGGACUCUGCUGAGGGAGGAAGCUUUCCGGUAGCUUACGUGGCCGAGGACCAACUAAUCCUUCCCAGCGAGCCGACAACA
Molecule: messenger RNA, 969 nt
Organism: Closterium sp. Naga37s-1
Lineage: Eukaryota; Viridiplantae; Streptophyta; Zygnematophyceae; Desmidiales; Closteriaceae
Source: the annotation of a GenBank genome assembly